Messenger RNA from Batrachochytrium dendrobatidis JAM81, 814 nucleotides. RefSeq lists its product as uncharacterized. The coding region runs from base 262 to 690 and encodes 142 amino acids. The transcript has 3 exons. Gene Ontology annotation, molecular function: Hsp90 protein binding. The record is from RefSeq and is a predicted model, not a curated record. Lineage: Eukaryota; Fungi; Chytridiomycota; Chytridiomycetes; Rhizophydiales.
AAGCAUUUUGAAAAAUCGCUUUCCGAGCACCGAACUGCUGAUAUUCUUGAAAAACUGCGCGAUGCUGAAAAGACUCUCAAAAAGAUUGAAGAAGAAAACUACAAGAAUCCCGAGUUGUCUGAUGCUGCUCGUGAAAAGGGCAACGAGUUGUUCAAGGCUCACGACUAUGUCAAUGCUGUUAAACAAUACUCUGAUGCCAUCAAGCGUAACCCUGAAGAUCCCCGAAACUUUUCAAAUCGUGCUGCCUGCUAUACCAAGUUGAUGGCUUUGCCUGAAGCUGACAAGGACUGCGAUGCUGCAAUCAAACUUGAUCCCAAUUUUCUCAAGGCAUAUAUCCGUAAAGCUGCAAUUCUAUGUGCCAAGCGUGACUACAUGGGCUGCAUUGAGAUGUGUGAGGAUAUCAUGAGCAAAGACACUGAAAACAAGCAUACUGCCGAAGUUCAGUCGCAGAUGCAAAAAGCAUACUUUACUCUUAGCCAGCUCCAAGCUCCACAUAACCGCGAGGAAACGCUGGAGCGUGCAAAGCAGAAUCCUGAUGUCCAACAAACCAUGAGCGAUCCCAUCAUGCAGACUAUUUUGAAGCAAAUGCAAGAAGAUCCCUCUUCUGUCCGAUCGCAUAUGGCUAAUCCAGCAGUUUCUGGCAAGAUCCGUAUCUUGAUCAACGCAGGUAUUAUUUCUAUGGGACGUUAAGCCACUAUACAAACGCACACCAUACAUGUUGAUGAUGAAAUUGAAAAAUGAGUGCAAGAAUUAAAAACAACAAUGCGAUUAAAAUGACCACUUUUAACAAGUGAUGUAUGCCAAUUGGCUGAUC